Molecule: messenger RNA, 2180 nt
Organism: Lingula anatina
Lineage: Eukaryota; Metazoa; Brachiopoda; Lingulata; Lingulida; Lingulidae
Product: glutathione S-transferase 1
Biological process (GO): glutathione metabolic process
Molecular function (GO): glutathione transferase activity
Source: RefSeq, a predicted model, not a curated record
UUUAACAACUCAAUGAUUCAGCAUUUUAGAGGUGCCAUAAAAGGGUCCUCCUCAAUAGGAUUCACUUAACUGAUAUUAAUACCCGCUUCCCUAGGAGAACAAGUUUUUCCCAGUCCGGAUCAAGCGCCUAGUUUCAAACCACCAGAAUGUCGAAAAAUUUCAAAUACACCUACUUUAAUGCGGCCGCUCGCGGAGAGCUGGGUCGUCUAAUAUUUGCCGAGGCCGGAGUAGCUUACACAGACAAAAGAGUAGAGUUUGCGGAGUGGGGCGAACUUAAACCAAACACACCAUGGGGAAGUCUUCCAUAUCUUGAGGUUAAUGGGCAACCUAUUGGCCAGAGCCUUGCUGUGGCAGAGUAUCUCGCUAGGGAAUUCAAACUUGCUGGAGACACAAGCGAGGAGCAGGCAUUAUCCACAUCAGUGGUGCACGCUCUGACUGAUAUCCUGGAAGCUGGCUUCAAGGUCAUGUUUGAAAAGGACGAAGCGGCAAAGGCUAAACUUGUAGAAAGUGGCAAAGAGACGGUCGAAAAGAUCCUGGGAGGGGUGAACAAAAUACUUGGCAAUAAAGCAUUCAUCGUUGGGCAAAAGAUGACGUACGCAGAUUUGGCCCUUCUCAACGUGGCCCUGCAGUCCCCAAACCAUGGGAUUGGAUUCUCCUUAGACAAAUACCCAAACCUGAAAAAAGUCGUGGAGAAAGUCAAGGAGUCCAAAAAUAUCAAAAAGUAUCUGGCAGAAAGGCCCGUGACCCAGUUUUUGCAAUCAAGCUAUCGUCCUCUAACCUUAAACAUGCCGUACAAAUUUACUUACUUCAACGGGGCAGCUCGUGGAGAGUUGAGCCGUCUGGUGCUUGUUGCUGGCGGUCAAGAAUUCACAGAUAACAGAAUAGAGUUCUCGCAAUGGCCAGCUCUUAAACCAAGCACGCCAUGGGGAACUCUUCCGGUCCUGGAGGUUGAUGGGAAGGUCAUAGGUCAGAGUGGAGCAGUGGCAGGUUAUCUCGCGAGAAAAUUAGGUCUUGCUGGAGCGACUAACGAGGAGCAGGCAUUAUCCACAUCAGUGGUACAAGCCCUGACUGAUAUCCUGGAAGCUGGUUUUAAGGUGGUGUUUGAAAAGGACGAGGCAGUAAAGGCCAAAGCUAUCGAAAGUGCCGUUGAGACAACCGAAAAGAUUUUGGCUGGAGUGGAGAAAAUUCUCGGCGACAAGGAGUUCAUUGUUGGGGAUAAGAUGACUUUUGCAGACCUGGCCCUUCUCAAUAUCUCCCUGCAGUGUCCCAAACAUGGGAUUAACUUCUCGCUGGACAAACACCCAAAACUCCAAGAGGUAGUGAAACGAGUCCAGAAAAAUGGGAAAAUCGCUCAAUACCUGAAAACCAGACCUGUUACAGAGUUGUAGACAAUAGGAGGCGUGGUGUCGUAUAUUUGAUGAUUUAGUAGUACAAUUAUGGAUAUCAAAAGGACUAUCACACAAUCUGAAAAAUUGAUUGAACUGUCCGUGAAUAAAAGUUCUCACUUUUAAUUCAUAAGGGUUCUACAAUGUAGGGUUGACAAUCUAAAACUACUAGUAUAACUCUCGACUUAUUUCAUUGUAAAGCCCUUUCACAUUCGUCCAAAUACGUACUUUGAAAGACAAACAUCAAUAACGUGAACUCAUUUCCCACCACAUACUGUUUACCUGUACCUGUGCAUAUCUAUUUAGAAACAUUUUCAAAUGGAUAGUUGUUUAAUUUUCAUUUUUUUCAACACAAACAAGCAUACCGUUACGAAUGUAAUCACGUAUAUAUUUGGUACUUAUCCGUCAGUUACCACACAACUUGGAAGUUGAAAAGUGUAUAAAAGAAUGAAAAAACUAUCAAAUUUACUCUAAAAUAUAUUGCAUAGCCCGUGAUAACAAGAUAGAUUUUGAAUAUUGUGUUCGCAUUUUCGAGGAUAUCUUUAGGAUGACUUAAAUGUACAUGUAAACAAACAUAUAACAUUGAUUUAAAAUGCCUUCGAUCUUCUAGAUCUUGACUAUGGUUUUGGAGGAUGAUUGAAAAAUAUGUCCUUUGCAAUAAAGGUAAAGUUUCUUUGUCGUGUUUGGCGUUCAGAACGAACAUCGAGAUUCGCUUUGUUAGAAUUUAUUGGAAUAAAUAUAUUUGUAAUACAUGUAUUCCUUAGACGAGAGAAUAGUAAUAAAAAUGAAAACAUG